ACCCUCACCUCCCUGUCCUUGCCCUGCGCUGCACCGAGCACUGCACACUAUACACCGCAGCACUGCACCACACACACACGCACCUACAACAGACCACACCGCCCGCCCGCCAUGCCGCCCAAGGCGGACUGGGAGAAGUACUCGGGCCCCAAGGGCGACAAGAAGGACGACGAGCCCAUCGUCGCGCUCGACGAGGGCGACAUCCAGCUGCUCAAGACGUACGGCCAGGGGCCCUAUGCGGCACAGCUGAAGAGCAUCGAGCGCGAGAUCAAGGAGGUGCAGGCGCGCAUCGCCGAGAAGCAGGGCGUCAAGGAGAGCGACACCGGCCUCGCGCCGCCCAACCUCUGGGACAUUCCCGCGGACAAGCAGCGCAUGGGCGAGGAGCAGCCGCUGCAGGUGGCGCGCUGCACCAAGAUCAUCAAGGCCGGCGAGGGCAGGGACAAGGCGGCGGACAGCGCGCCGGACGCGGCGGCAGCGCCGGGCGGGGCGGGCGGCGCGCUGGGCGGAUUGGCGCGCGCUCUCGGCGGAGCGGCGCCCGGUGGCGGCGCACAGCCGGCGGCCGAGGAGGAGGACAAGUACGUCAUCAACGUCAAGCAGAUUGCCAAGUUUGUCGUCGGCCUCGGCGAGCGCGUGGCGCCGACGGACAUUGAGGAGGGUAUGCGUGUGGGCGUCGACCGCAACAAGUACCAGAUCCAGAUCCCGCUGCCGCCCAAGAUCGACCCCAGCGUCACGAUGAUGCAGGUCGAGGAGAAGCCCGACGUGACGUACGGCGACGUCGGCGGCUGCAAGGAGCAGAUCGAGAAGCUGCGCGAGGUCGUCGAGACGCCACUGCUGAGCCCGGAACGCUUCGUCAAGCUCGGCAUUGACCCGCCUAAGGGUGUCUUGCUCUUCGGGCCGCCCGGCACGGGCAAGACGCUCUGUGCGCGCGCCGUCGCCAACCGCACGGAUGCGACGUUCAUCCGUGUCAUUGGCAGUGAGCUGGUGCAGAAGUACGUCGGCGAGGGCGCACGCAUGGUGCGCGAGCUCUUCGAGAUGGCGCGCACCAAGAAGGCAUGCAUCAUCUUCUUUGACGAGGUGGAUGCCAUUGGCGGUGCACGAUUCGACGACGGUGCAGGAGGAGACAAUGAGGUGCAGCGGACGAUGCUCGAGCUCAUCAACCAGCUCGACGGCUUCGACCCGCGCGGCAACAUCAAGGUGUUGAUGGCGACGAACCGGCCCGACACGCUCGAUCCCGCCCUGCUACGGCCCGGCCGUCUGGACCGGCGCGUCGAGUUUGGCCUGCCCGACAACGAGGGCCGCGCGCACAUCCUGCGCAUCCACGCGCGCAGCAUGAGCGUCGAGCGUGACAUUCGCUUCGACCUCAUUGCGCGUCUGUGUCCCAACACGACGGGCGCCGAGCUGCGCAGCGUCGCCACUGAGGCGGGCAUGUUUGCCAUCCGUGCACGGAGGAAGAUGGCGACGGAGAAGGACUUUCUCGAGGCCGUCGAGAAGGUGGUGCGGCAGGGCAGCAAGUUCUCCAGCACGGGCCUGUACGCGCAGUACAACUGAGCUGGCGAGAUGGGAGG
Messenger RNA from Tilletiopsis washingtonensis, 1565 nucleotides. RefSeq names its product putative RPT1-26S proteasome regulatory subunit. Gene Ontology annotation, molecular function: ATP hydrolysis activity; ATP binding; proteasome-activating activity. Bases 112 to 1548 code for a protein of 478 amino acids. Lineage: Eukaryota; Fungi; Basidiomycota; Exobasidiomycetes; Entylomatales. Gene Ontology annotation, cellular component: proteasome regulatory particle, base subcomplex. The record is from RefSeq and is a predicted model, not a curated record. The transcript has 6 exons. Gene Ontology annotation, biological process: proteasome-mediated ubiquitin-dependent protein catabolic process.